AUGCGGCACGCUCUCGCGAUCGUGCUCGUAGCACUUUCGCUACGAGCAUUGACCGCGCAAUCCGUGGACGAAUCGUCGGGAUCAGGUCCGGAGCCGGUGUCAACGACAACAGAGAGCUACAUCCAAUUCUAUGAGGAUAAGUUCAGUUGUAGUGGAAAACCAAAUGGUUUGUACGCUGCUGGCCCUUGCCAAAAGCUUUUCCGGAUGUGUAAUGCCGGAAUCGCUAUGGAUUUCGCUUGUCCGACGGGCACAGCCUUCGAUGAGCGUCUCAACCGGUGCGAGUACUUUAAUAACAACACGGAUUGUUCUCAGUAAGUUACUUUAUCUUUGUUUUUUUGUGUUUUUAGAUUAUGAGCUUGGGGAUGUUUGGAGAAGGUUAUUUCUUUGCCAAUUUUUGAGGUUUUUUACCAAGAUUUGUCCGCUUUUCCUUCUUUCCGGGAAAAAAAUGUUAUCUAUAUUUCUUUGGAGUUGUUUCGCUAAAGAAGCCAGAAAGGAACCUGAACCAGAUCCGGUCUGGUCUGCCUAUGAUUGGCGUUACUUUGUUACGGUGAAAUUUCGAAUUCUUCGUGUUACUGAACUCACCUUUACAGCUUGUUGGCAACGACCACAACAACUACCACGACAACAACUACUACUACGACGACAACGACUACCACCACGACGACAACAACUACUACAACGACGACGACCACUACGACCACAACCACGACGACUACGACAACGCCUACUACAACAACUACAACAACUCCGGCGGUCACCGAAGAUCCGCUGUUUAUGAAAACGUACCCGACCUAUAAGUCGAAUCGUCGUUCCUCAUCGACUCCAAAGCCAGUUUCCCAUGUAAUUUCUUUCGUUCCGGAUUUGAAGCCGAAACGAUUCCGGAGUAAGUGUAGUAUUUGUUUGUUUUGAUUGGUGUUUAGCGAUCUCAUACAUCCCACAAGUUGAAGAGGACUGUGAAGAAUACGAGGAACUUCCGCUGGUCCCAGAGGGAGAAGAGUCGAUAGAGAAAUUGGAUAUUCCAGAAGCUCCACUUGUUCAAGCUCCAGUUGUUGACGAGGAAUUGCCUCAAUCUGAGUCGGAUUCUGUAGAAGAAGGAGUUCAUAACUCAGUAGAGCAACUGCCAGAACAACCACAAGAUCCCGUGGAACGUUUGAGCGAUCUCCCGACAGAUAAUGGCGAAGGAAACAUUGAAUAUCUUGGUCCCCUAGCAACACCAAAAUCUCCGUCGAAUCAGGUCCCGAGUUCAACUGGCCAACCAAUCGAACGCCUGGAUACAACACUGACUCCUGUAGUCUCAACCGAAAGCCAAUUUGAAUAUCUAGGUCCACUUCCAGGUAUAAUUUUCGCAAUUUUUUUGUUUUUUGAUGAUUGUAUCAAAAUAUUAUGCCAUAUGAAUUAAAUUUAGAAAGGUCCACAGUCGCCCCGCAGUCAAUCUCAACUGAUCAGCCGAUUGAGCGUCUAGAUUCGACCCCUGUUCCUACAACUUCAACCCAAGUUCAAUACGAAUAUCUAGGUCCAAUUCCAGGUAAGAUUUUUCCUUUCGUUUUUUGGUUUAGAUGCAACGCAAUGAAUACUAAAUUUAGAAGCCUCAACUGCCGCCCCGCAACCGCUGGUUCAGACCACAGCGAGCCCAACGGUUCGCCCGAUUCCUGUUGCCAUUGUGGAGCAAUCUUCCUCCUCAUCAGAGGCCCCAACUACUCAGAAAUUCGAUGGGUUUGAGUUAAUUGGGUCCAUCGACAACAGCGAAUCGACGACAUCAGGUCCAACCGAUGGUAAGGUUUUGAAGUUUAAUCAGUUAUUGUGUGUAGUUUUGAGAUUUCUGGUUGAGAAUGAAGUUUAUUACUUUUCGUAUAAUAUACCAGGCAGAAUUUUUUAUAGAUUUUUUGGGGCGUUUUACGUAAUAUUGCCUUCGAAGGCUGAUGUAAUAUAAAUUUUAGCUCCUGCAUCUUCCUCGACGACCGGCAAGUACGAUGGUUUUGAGUUUAUUGGCAGGAUAAGAGAAGAGUCUGGUGAGAAAUACGCUGGAUUCGAGAAAUUGGGUAACGUCGAGGAUGUUCCGACAACCCCGCCCACUCCACCGGCUGCUCCACUCUCAGAUGGCCUAGAAUUUGUUGGAGAAGAACCCCCAUCAACCGUGCUCCCCACUGUGCAGAGCACCGUUCAAGUAGUCCAAACAACAGCUCCACCGGCACCUGUGAACCUCGUUCCUAUUGAAACUCCGGCCACAACAACUACUGCUCCAGUCACUUCAAAGUACAGUGGAUUUGUCUACUAUGGACAGGAAAAGGUUCAACCACCUGUUGUUGUAGUUGACCCCACAACGACAGAAGCCCCGGAAACGAGUCCAACUACUCGACUCUCUACUGGAUUUGGUCCUGUCGUUAAUGGUGGGUAAUUGAUUUCGAUUGGUCUUUACAGGUUUUUACUGUUUAGGUCCUCAAAACGAACAGAACUUUGGUGAUGGUGCGGGUACCACUGAGGCGAGGACUCCAUCCACGACCGAAGAUCCUCUCUUUUUCUUUGGAACGCCCACGCAGCCACCAGUGAACAUCGUGGAGACAUCAACUUUGGCCCCGUCCACAGAUUCCCCAUUGGAAUACCUUGGACCGGCCUCGAAGGACGAGAACAAGUACGAAGGAUUCGAGUAUUUUGGAUCUUCAACGGAAAGUAAGAGUAUUUUGUUUAUUUUUAUUCCGCCUUUAGAGCCUUGUGUAUCAUCAACGAGCACUGCCCUUCCGCCAAUAAAUGUGGCCUCAUCGCCUCCGGAAUCAGCCGAAUGGAUCGGAGAAUGGCCUCCAGCUAGUAGCCAGGCCCCCGAGAAGACUGAUGUUGAGAAUUUUGUUGAUGUAAAUCUAUCCUCGACUGUUCAGCCAUCUUGGACUCAUCAACCCUCAAUUCAGGAGUGGCAGCCAACUUCUGAAACCCCCAAUCAGCCUCCUCUCGCUUGGGAUCAGGAAACCAAUCCUCCCGUUUGGAACCAUGAACCCAGUUCGUAUCAGAAUACCCAGCAGCCCGAGUAUUCAUCCCAACAAUUCUUUGAUGGAAAUCAUUAUGGAGGAGUCGACUACGUCCCCGAGAACUAUCAAGAACAACAAUACCAACCUCAGGAAUACGAUAAGAACUACUACCAAGUCCCAGUUCAGACCCCGAAUCAUCCCGGAGUGGAAUUCAGAUAUCUGAUGCCAAAGCAGGAUCCAGAAAGACCGAUUCCUUUUGUUGAUGUGGACUCGGGAGAGAGGCGGUUGGUCGAUUCGUUUGACACUCCAGAUGAUCUUCCCUUGAAGGAAGAGGAUGAAUAUCCGGCAUUCUGGAAUCCUUUUGAUCAUGCAUACGGUUCAUUGGACGAGCUGUUACGGACUUUCUUCGGCACUCCUGGAGGUAAUGGUUGCUGUGUGUAGAGUUUGGAAUUUCUUUUUCGUUAAUAUUUUUGUUGUUUUAGCCUCUGGAGAAGUCCGAGACACCUUUAACGUCCCUGAGGACCUCACGGCUCAUGCGCACAGUGCUUUCAGCGGGUCACCAGACCCGGAACCGGUCGAUGACACAUUCCAAUCGGUCCCCGACCACCCGGAAGUUGUGAAAUCGGCUUUUGAGAUCUCUCCAUCAGACUCUGGGAUCAUUGUGGACACGUUCCAAUGGCCAGAAGAGGAGAAUGAUCAUUAUGGAGGAUACAGGAAGAAGAGAGAAGCCUCACGCGGACAUUCCAAGCCGUGUAAAGCUCGUGAGAAUGAACAUGUGGUAUGUUUUGGGGUUUGUAUUUUGUGCUAGAUGGAUUAGGUAAUUUUGGAUGAGAUCGGAUUGAUUAUUUGUUAAAAUUCCGAUGUGGUAUACGUUUUUAUUGCAGAAACCAAUCGACAAAGCCAUCGAGGUUUGCAAAUCCCGACCGAAUGGACAUCUGAUUGCUCUGCGAAAGUGCCAACGGGACUUCUUUGUAUGCGGAGUACCAGUUCGAGCCUUCCGAUGUGAGGAUUCCGACUCAGUUUUCGUGGCCAAGAAGAAGGGAUGUAUCAAGAAGAAGGAGGCCAGAUGUUUGAAGAAUGCCCGCAAGAUCUCGUUCAGAAAGCGGCCAUGCAAGAAUAAGACGGUGAGCUUUUUGAUUUGUAGAUAAAACAAUUUUGUUGGUUCGUUUAAUAAUUCGGUUGAUUUAAGGCCACAUUUGUCCAAACAAGAAAGGAAAAGGAUCCCCGAUGUGAAGGACAGCCUCUGGACAAGUUGGUGGCCAUCAAGAAGUGUUCACGAGAUUAUCUUCAAUGCUCAUCCCCCGUCAGAUUCCUCAGCUGUCCUGGAGAAGGGCAGGCAUUCUCGCAGCAAGCCCAGUCCUGUGUCCCGUCCAACUCGGUGGAAGAGUGUUCCGGUCCAACAAAGCAAGCUCAAAUAUCAGCGUCAGGUCAGAAAGGAGAGCCUCAAUCGGUCGAUUUCUUCUGUGAAUUGAAGUCUGAUGGGUUCUAUAGACACCCAAGGAAUUGCUCGCGGGUUGUUCAGGUAAUUAUACUUUUAUUGUUCAGCUUACAGUUAGAUUUCGGGAUUUGAGAUUGCUUUCUUGCUUUUUGCAUAUUGUUAUGUAAUUUGAUGGUAUUUUUGGACUUGUUAUGAUAUUUUCAGUGCUUUGCCAACGAGAUUUUCGAAUAUCCGACCUGCCCUCAAGGCCUCUACUUUGACGAGGCGCGUCGAGUCUGCGACUACAAGGAAAACGUUCCAGAAUGCUCAGUCCCUCCGUCCGAAGAUGUUCAGCCAAGAACUGAUGAGAAUCCCGCACAUCAGGAGACGAUCUGCAGCUCCCACAGUCAUGGAGACCAUGUCCAGCACCCGACCGACUGCUCCCACUUCUACCGUUGUGUUUGGGGUCGUGCCGAAUUGAUGUCCUGUCCCGAGACCACCGUCUUUAACCCCGCCCUCAAUGUUUGUGAUUACCCGUCCGCCGUGGCACAAUGCUCAAGCUCCCGAUGA
This is a messenger RNA of Bursaphelenchus xylophilus (pine wood nematode), 4944 nucleotides long. Lineage: Eukaryota; Metazoa; Nematoda; Chromadorea; Rhabditida; Aphelenchoididae. The record is from the annotation of a GenBank genome assembly.